CCGCCCGCGUAGUGCGGAACCAGGGCGCCGCGGCCCGCGCUCGCCGCCCCGCCCCGCCCCGCCCGCCCCGAGCGGCUCGGCCGGGGCUCCGCGCGGCGGCCCGGAGGAGAAAAUCUCAGUCUGGUGCCAGUGUGAUUCUCACACCCUCCGGUGCACUAAUCCCAGCUGUUGAACAAACGGCAAGCCCUCUGCUCACUCCUCCGCAGGCAGCGUCCCUGCAAGCAGCAGCCACACCAGCUCAUGGGUUAGGGGACUUCUGCCUGUGGUGACUCCAGCUUUCUGUGUGAAGGGCGGAUGCCCAAGGCAGGGGGCCCGCAGGGAGCGCACGCGGCACCGGCCCGGCAAGCGGCGGCCAGACGGCAGCAGCCUAGGCAGACGCUGGAGUCCUGCUUCCCACCGUCGGGAGGACAGGGCAUGACGGCGGCAGAUCGGGCCCCACAGUGGCCCGGGCAGGUGGAGAGUCACUAGAGGGAGGGCUCGGCGGCCUCCUCGCCCCGGGCGAUCGCCAUGCCGGCUGGAGCAGAGGUGCUGGGGCAGGGGCUGCAGCGUGGCGUGGCCUCGCCCUGCCGCCCGCGCUGAGCGCUCCGAGGGCAGCCGCGCUUCGUCUGCCGGCACCGCGGCCCGCGUCUCGGCGUCCCCCCCCCCACUCGGCGGCGACAGGGAGCGGCGCCCCGUCCCGUGCUCUGCAUCUGGGCCCGCCGCUGCCGGACCAUGGGAUGUCGGCAAAGCUCAGAGGAGAAAGAGGCGGCGCGGCGGUCCCGGAGGAUUGACCGCCAUCUGCGCUCGGAGAGCCAGCGGCAGCGCCGCGAGAUCAAACUGCUCCUGCUGGGCACCAGCAACUCGGGCAAGAGCACCAUCGUGAAGCAGAUGAAGAUCAUCCACAGCGGCGGCUUCAACCUGGAGGCCUGCAAGGAGUACAAGCCCCUGAUCAUCUACAACGCCAUCGACUCGCUGACCCGCAUCAUCCGCGCCCUGGCCGCCCUCAAGAUCGACUUCCACAACCCGGACCGCGCCUACGACGCCGUCCAGCUGUUCGCGCUCACCGGCCCUGCCGAGAGCAAGGGCGAGAUCACCCCCGAGCUGCUGGGCGUCAUGCGGCGGCUGUGGGCUGACCCCGGGGCGCAGGCCUGCUUCGGCCGCUCCAGCGAGUACCACCUGGAGGACAACGCCGCCUACUACCUGAACGACCUGGAGCGCAUCGCCGCGCCCGACUACAUCCCCACCGUCGAGGACAUUCUGCGCUCCCGGGACAUGACCACGGGCAUCGUGGAGAACAAGUUCACCUUCAAGGAGCUGACCUUCAAGAUGGUGGACGUGGGCGGGCAGAGGUCGGAGCGCAAGAAAUGGAUCCACUGUUUCGAGGGCGUCACGGCCAUCAUCUUCUGUGUGGAGCUUAGUGGCUACGACCUGAAGCUCUACGAGGACAACCAGACGAGUCGAAUGGCAGAGAGCCUGCGCCUCUUUGACUCCAUCUGUAACAACAACUGGUUCAUCAACACUUCGCUCAUCCUCUUCCUGAACAAGAAGGACCUGCUGGCGGAGAAGAUCCGCCGCAUUCCGCUCACCAUCUGCUUCCCUGAGUACAAGGGCCAGAACACGUACGAGGAGGCCGCUGUCUACAUCCAGCGGCAGUUCGAGGACCUGAACCGCAACAAGGAGACCAAGGAGAUCUACUCCCACUUCACCUGUGCCACCGACACCAGUAACAUCCAGUUCGUUUUUGACGCGGUGACAGACGUCAUCAUACAGAACAAUCUCAAGUACAUAGGCCUUUGCUGAGGAGCCGGGCUGGCCGGCUGGCCUGUGGCGAAACCCCCGGGGUGUCACACCCCCCUCGCGCUAGGGAGACCCAGCCCAGGGGCAGAAGACGGGGGGCCUGAGAAAUGGCCCCCCGUUCCCGCAAACAUAAAUAUAUAUGGAUAGAUUGCUAGGUAGGUAGACACACACACGCGCACACACACGGUCUGGAGAUGGCAGUUCCCCGAAGCGCUGGAGCCUCUAGAAGACUUCGGCCGCUGUCACCAGGUUCACUACAGGCCCUUCCUGCCCCGUCACCUUGCCUUCCUGAGUCGGCCCUGCUCUGCAUGGGGGUCCCCAUGGGACUCUUAGGAGAGGCGGCUGGGUCAUCCGGAGGAAGCCGGCUGUGCCCAAGCGUCGGACUGGGGACCUUGCUGCUGACCCAGAGGGAGGACCGGAGCAGGGUCCAUGCGCCUUCCCCGCUGGCCCGCCCUGUACCACGGCUGUUCUGGAACCCGGGUGCAAGGCCAGACGACAGCACUAACCAGACCUCUAGCCACUCACAGCUCUUUUUAAACAGCUUCAAAAUAUGCAGCAAAAAUCCACACAAUAACACGAGUGGCACCAUUUGUCUCAAACUAGGCCAGCUGGGUUCCAGCUUUUCUUCUACUAGUCUGAUGUUUUAUAAAUCAAAACCUGGUUUUUUCUUCUCUGACAUCCUUUUUUUUGGCCAAAUCUCGUGGUGUUUCGCAGAAAUACAGAAAAUUUCAAAUGCAGUUGAGUAUUCUUUUUUAAAAUGCAGAUUUUCAAAACCUAUGGUUUUUUUUCAGGUGGUCCUUUUUUGUGUCUGGCUUGCUGAGUGUAAAAGUUGUUAUCUGAAUGAGUCUGUCCCUCUGCUCCUGAGCGACACUGGGGUGGACAGCCGCCCUACGGCAGCGUCGCAGGGCCGCGUUGUACAUAAGCCCGUGCAGUGUCCUCUUGUUACGGUGCGGUUUCUGCUUUGUUUUUAUUUCAGAAAAAUAAAUGUGAUGUAUUUAAAGAAGGUUCUUCACCUAGGAGCGAAUGAACAAUAGCUAAAUGUCUUGGUAUCUAAAGAGUAAAUUAUCCGUGGCUUUGCAAGUGGAGGAAAGGGGGAGCAAGAGAUGGGGCCCCGGCCCCCACAUGCCCUACACCUGAGACGGGCUGAGAGCCACGACAAUUCCUGUGAAGGCUCAGCCGGCGCAGCCUGAGGGAGGCCCUGCUGGGACCUCGCACUCUGGCCCUUCCUGUCCCAGGGCCUGUGGCACCCGCCACCACUGAAGGACCUUGGCCCAGGGCCGCAUGUAAAUAUGAACCCCCGCCGUCAAGAGGGAAGGCACCGCCAGAGCCCUUGCCAAAUCUCCUUUGCCCUCAGCCUCUGUUCGGUACCUGUAUGUCCAAGGUCAGUGCGUGGAAUCACAGCCAAGGACUUUAAGAGAUGCACGGAGGGAAAGAGGAGCUGGUGAUUGUAUGAAAGUUAAAGAUUGUCUACUUUAAGAAAAUAAAAUAUCCUGA
Molecule: messenger RNA, 3270 nt
Organism: Nyctereutes procyonoides (raccoon dog)
Lineage: Eukaryota; Metazoa; Chordata; Mammalia; Carnivora; Canidae
Gene: GNAZ
Product: G protein subunit alpha z
Exons: 4
Coding region: 712-1779 (355 amino acids)
Biological process (GO): adenylate cyclase-modulating G protein-coupled receptor signaling pathway
Cellular component (GO): heterotrimeric G-protein complex
Molecular function (GO): G-protein beta/gamma-subunit complex binding; GTP binding; GTPase activity
Source: RefSeq, a predicted model, not a curated record